Messenger RNA from Laetiporus sulphureus 93-53, 501 nucleotides. RefSeq lists its product as uncharacterized. The transcript is spliced from 2 exons. Gene Ontology annotation, molecular function: protein binding. The record is from RefSeq and is a predicted model, not a curated record. The coding region runs from base 1 to 501 and encodes 166 amino acids. NCBI's taxonomy places the organism in Eukaryota, Fungi, Basidiomycota, Agaricomycetes, Polyporales, Laetiporaceae.
AUGCUGUACAAGGUUCAUCGGUUCUUCCUCGAGAGAGACUCUGUCGUUUUUCGAUCGAUGUUCUCAUCCCCACCUGGAGAACAAGAGAUGAAGGGAACUUCAGAUGACACGGCGAUCCUCCUCUCUGAGGUGACGCAGUCAGAAUUGGAUGCAUUACUUUCCUUCUUCUAUAAUAGCAUGUAUCAACCUGAUGUCGACAUUUCCGAGUUGAAAGCACUACUUUCAAUCUCAUCGCGCUACGUGUUUGAGCAGAUCCGCCAGCGCGCUGUGGAGAUGCUCGACAAUCACGACCCGCCACUUAGCCCGGCAGAACAAGUCGCACUCGCGUUCAAAUACGACAUCAAGCAGUGGCUGAAGCCUGCCUACGUGACGUUGGGAAAGAGAAAGCAACCGAUUUCUGAUGAAGAGGCAGCAGAGAUGGGUUUCGAAGCUACCGUGCGUCUUGGCCGAGUGCGAGAGACGCUCCUCAAGCGACACCAUGGGGAUCUACCAGUACGUUAA